AUGCCCUCACCGCGGACGGUGAGGCCUGCGCCGGACCUGCCGCGCCCCAAGGAGCCCGCAGAGCCGAAGACCCCGAAGCAGCCCAAGCGGCGGGCCAGCAGCGGGGACGCGCCCAACACCCCCCACGAGAACACAUGGCCCAGCCUGGGCCUGGGCACGCUUCGCCGGGCAUUUGUCCGGGCCAGCCACCGGGUGCCCAAGCGGGCCACCGGCCAGGCCUCCGGGGAGGAGGCGGGCCGGCUGCUCCGAAGCCCCCAGCUCCUGUUCCGCUCGCUCCGCCGGCCGCGCACCUCUGACCAGACCUGGGCCACGGACCAGCCGCAGAAAACCGCCACGCAGGGGGCGGCCCACGGCCAGAAGGUGCCCACGAAGGCCAGCGGUGGCUUCAGUCGGCAGGUGUCUGCUGACAGGGAGCCAGUGGGACCAGAGCCUGAGACAGAAGACAAAUCUGUGGCCGACCUCAUCACUGAGCGGCAGCUGCUGGCGGCCUUCAAGCAGCUGCAGCACCUGGAGGAUGCGCUGUUGGCCGAGAAGGCGUCGCACACCUUUGAGGGGGACCCCACGGGCUUUGCGCGUCGGGCCAUGGACUUGUGUCUGCACUACGACGGGCUGGCGGCCGAGCUGGGGGCCGUCGUGCGCGAGACGCUGGGCCCCGACGGCGUGGACACGGCCGCGCUGGCCGAGCUGACCAGCGUGGUGCUGGCCGAGGAGGAGGCCCACCCGGUGCCCCCCGCCGACGGGGACUUUCUGCGCACCCCGCGCCGCUGGCGCCACCUGUGGGAGGAGGCGGUGAAGCGCAGCGCGCAGGAGCGCGUGCAGCGCGCGGGCACCGCGGGGGCCUCGGGGGGCGAGGUCGAGCGGGCGUCCGACCUGGCCCAGCUGCUGGCCGAGCUGGGCAGCACGGUGCGCUGCGACCUGCAGAAGGUGCAGCGGGAGGUGCAGCCCGUGUACGCGGCCGCCGGCUUCCCCGCGUGGGAGGUGUACCUGCGCGCCUUCCACGCCGCCGUGGCCCAGCGGCUGCAGGAGCUGGCGCAGGGCGCCCACGGCUGCGAGCAGCUCUACCUCCUGCUGGACUGGGCCGCCAACAUCUACGGCAGCCCUGACUUCCUGGGCACCCCAGACCUGGCUUUGCCCGCAGAGCCAUUGCCCCCUCUGCUGGCACCAGACGUGUGGGCGCGACUGGAGAGCGACUAUACCAGCUUCCUCGAGAGCAAGAUCUCCAGCUGCUUCGACAGUAUCCUAGAGCUGGAGCAGAACCGCUGGGCGGACGCCGAGCCCCCCGAGGUGCUGCAGGGCCGCUACCACACGCCUCUGUCUCCUGAUGUCCACAUGCUGGUGGCAGAGCACGUGAAGGCAGCCGGCGCCAUCUCACGGGAGCUGGAGGCCACCACCUUGCAGAUCUGCGCGCGUGGCCUCGGCCUCUUCGUGCCCCGGUUCGAACGGGCUUUCCUGGAGUCGAACGCGGUGGGCGAGCCGCACCUGUGCGCCAACAUCAACGCGGUGGAGGAGCUGCGGACCAGUCUUCUGACCCGGUUCCCAGGCACCUUUGAGGGGCUGGAGAAGCCCCUGGGGGCGGCCGCCCGCAGCUUCCAGAAGCGGCUGCUGCAGUGUCUGCAGCGGGGCACACAGCCUCUCUUCAGGGUUCUGUGCACCAAGGACUGGCUGAACCAGGACGCGCUGCAGCCGCUGCUCGACCAGGUCGAGGCCUUCGCCGGCCACCUCCAGCGUGUGGUCCCGCCGCUGGCACAGGAGACUCUGCAGGAGGCGCACCGCUUCGUGGUCCGGGACUACCUGGCGCAGGCGCUGAGGCCCCGGGAGCGCUUCCGGGGUGCGGACCGCGUGACCGGCUCGCAGAAGAUGAGCCUGGACGCAGAUGCCAUCAACAGCACCUUUGAGGACCUGGGCUCCCAGGCCACGUGGCUGCGCCAAGCAAUUCCCAGCGUGGCCGACAUCGUGGGGGAGACUUACAAGGACUACAUCCAGCGCCACCUGGAGACCCUCAUCGACAGCUACCCCGACAUCAGGCGCGACCACGUGCUGGCCAUCCUGGCACUGCGCAGACUCGGGCGCCGGCGGAACCAGCGGCUGCUGCAGCGCGCGCACGAGAUGCUGAGCGCCGAGAAGCGGGACGCUCCGGACCAUGUGCUCUUCGGGGAGAUCGAGGUGCCCACUUCCAUGGACGUGCUCAUCACCUGCAUCUAG
Molecule: messenger RNA, 2202 nt
Organism: Sorex fumeus (smoky shrew)
Lineage: Eukaryota; Metazoa; Chordata; Mammalia; Eulipotyphla; Soricidae
Gene: EXOC3L4
Product: exocyst complex component 3 like 4
Exons: 11
Coding region: 1-2202 (733 amino acids)
Biological process (GO): exocytosis; exocyst localization
Cellular component (GO): exocyst
Molecular function (GO): SNARE binding
Source: RefSeq, a predicted model, not a curated record